Messenger RNA from Magnusiomyces paraingens, 948 nucleotides. RefSeq lists its product as uncharacterized. The transcript has a single exon. Bases 1 to 948 code for a protein of 315 amino acids. Lineage: Eukaryota; Fungi; Ascomycota; Dipodascomycetes; Dipodascales; Dipodascaceae. The record is from RefSeq and is a predicted model, not a curated record. Gene Ontology annotation, cellular component: cytoplasm; nucleus. Gene Ontology annotation, molecular function: inorganic diphosphate phosphatase activity; magnesium ion binding. Gene Ontology annotation, biological process: phosphate-containing compound metabolic process.
AUGUCCCGUCUCCACGCCCGUCUUCUACAUUUUGCCCAAACAACCAUCCAGCCUUCCCUCACAUCUCAAAUCAGAACAAUGUCUUCUUACACCUCCGUCCACGUCGGUAAGCCCGAUACCCUCGAUUACAAGGUCUACAUCCGUGAUGCCUCUGGUAAGGUCAUCUCGUCUGUUCACGAUAUUCCCCUUAAGCCCGAGGGUGUUACUGACAAGCAUGUCUUCAACAUGGUUGUCGAGGUCCCCCGUUGGUCCAAUGCUAAGCUUGAGAUGUCUUCCAAGUUCCCCUUCAACCCCAUUGUCCAGGACACCAAGAAGGGCAAGCUCCGCUACGUCCGCAACCUUUUCCCCUACAAGGGUUACAUUCACAACUACGGUGCCAUCCCCCAGACUUGGGAGGACCCCACCUUUGUCGACCCCAACACCUCGUGCAACGGUGAUGGCGACCCAAUUGACGUUUGCGAGAUUGGUGAGCAGGUCGGCUACAUUGGCCAGGUCAAGCAGGUUAAGGUCCUCGGCCUUGUUGCUCUGAUUGAUGAGGGUGAGACUGACUGGAAGGUCCUUGCCAUUGAUGUCACCGAUCCUCUUGCUGAGAAGCUCAACAACCUUGCUGAUGUUGAGGAACACCUUCCUGGCCUCAUUGCUGCCACUCGUCACUGGUUCCGUGACUACAAGCGCCCUGAUGGCAAGCCCUCUAACGAGUUUGCUUUCAACGGUGAGGCCAAGGAGGCCGACUUCUCUCUCGAGGUCAUUGAGCACUGCCACAAGGCCUGGAAGGAGGGUCUCCUCACUGGCACCAACCCCAAGGCAAACUACGACAACACAAACUCCACUCUCGAGGGUUCCAAGGGUUUCAACCCUGCUGAGGCUGACAAGCUCGCCACUGAUGGUGUCGUUUACACUCACUCCGAGCCCGUUGGUGAUGACAAGUGGUACUACUACAAGAACUAA